AUAAAAAGAACACAAAACAAAAAAACUAACAAAAAUGAAAGAAUAAUACAGUGUUAUGGUAUUUAAACCUUAAUUAAAUAACAAAAAAAAAAUUCAUUAAAUUAAAGAAAUAAAAAAAAAGAAUUUUCUUUUUAACAUCAAGGGCUACAAGUCCUAAUCAUCACAAAAAAAAAUAACAUAAAAAAUCACAACUCAAAAACACACUUCAAAAUGUCUUUAUCAUCAUUAAACGCCUGCGUUCUCCUGAUCCUAAGCAUUGUUAGUGGCGCUUGCUCACAAUGUUCUUGGGAAUUUGUACGCACUACCAUGGAUAUCAAGUGCAAUUUACGUGCCAUCGAUUCCACGCAACCUUUGGACUUACAAGUAGCCGAAACUGCCACUAGAUUAGAAAUUUCCUGCUCUUCAGAUGUUUUGUAUGCCAGCGAAUUAUCCAGCAAUACCUUUGGUCGCCUGCAAAAACUAGCCGAAUUGCAGGUGGAUUCUUGCAAAAUGCAGCGACUCAAUGCCAAUGCCUUUGAGGGUUUAAUGUCGUUGAAACGUUUGUCGGUGCAGACCCACAAUGCCGUCUGGGGUCCCGGUAAAACUUUGGAAAUUUUGCCUCAAUCGUUUUAUGGCUUGCGCGAAUUAAACGAAUUGAGUUUGAGUGAUAACAAUAUUAGACAAUUGCCCGAGGGUGUUUGGUGUGCCAUGCAAAAUUUACAAGUCUUGAACUUGACCUCAAAUCGCAUACGUUCGGCAGAAAGUCUGGGUUUUUCGGAGAAAUUGUGUACCCUCAAUGGUGCUAGUGGUGGUGCUGAAUUGCAAGUCUUGGAUAUUUCCUUUAAUGAACUCAGAGCUUUGCCCGAUGUUUGGGGUGCCUCCCGUUUAAGACGUCUCCAGCAGUUGAAUUUGGAGCACAAUAAUAUCACCUCCUUGGCCGCCAAUGCCUUGGCUGGUUUGUCUUCUUUGCGCAUUCUCAACUUGUCCUACAAUCAUUUGGAAACUUUGCCCGCCGAUGCUUUUGCUGGCAACAAGGAACUUAGAGAAAUCCAUUUGCAGGGCAAUGAAUUAUAUGAUUUGCCCAAAGGUUUAUUGCAUCGCCUAGAACAAUUAUUGGUUUUGGAUUUAAGUGCCAACCAGCUGACUUCUCAUCAUGUGGACAACAACACCUUUGCUGGUUUGAUACGUUUGAUAGUGCUCAAUCUGGCCAACAAUGCUUUGACUCGUAUUGGCUCCAAAACCUUUAAGGAAUUGUAUUUCUUGCAAAUCCUAGAUAUGCGCAACAACUCUAUUGGUCACAUUGAAGAUGGUGCUUUCCUGCCUUUAUACAACUUACACACCCUCAAUUUGGCUGAAAAUCGUUUACACACUUUGGACAACAAAAUCUUCAAUGGCUUGUAUGUGCUUACCAAAUUGACUUUGAACAACAAUUUGAUUAGCAUUGUGGAGACCCAGGCUUUCCGUAAUUGCUCGGACUUGAAAGAGCUCGACUUGAGCUCCAAUCAAUUGGCUGAGGUACCAGAAGCUGUGCAAGAUUUGAGCAUGUUGAAGACAUUGGAUUUGGGUGAAAAUCAAAUUUCCGACUUCAAAAACAACACCUUCAAGAAUUUGAAUCAAUUAACCGGCUUGCGUUUGAUUGACAAUCGCAUUGGCAACAUCAGCGUAGGCAUGUUCUCGGACUUGCCCAGAUUAAGUGUUUUGAAUUUGGCCAAAAAUCGCAUACAAUCCAUUGAACGUGGUGCCUUUGACAAGAAUACCGAAAUUGAGGCCAUACGUUUGGACAAGAACUUCCUCACCGACAUCAAUGGCAUUUUUGCCACUUUGGCUUCUUUGCUGUGGUUGAAUUUGUCGGAAAAUCAUUUGGUUUGGUUCGAUUAUGCCUUUAUUCCCUCCAAUCUCAAAUGGUUGGAUAUCCAUGGCAACUACAUUGAAGCCCUGGGCAACUACUACAAACUGCAAGAGGAGAUACGCGUAACCACCUUGGAUGCCAGCCACAAUCGUAUUACCGAAAUUGGAGCCAUGUCGGUGCCCAACUCCAUUGAAUUGAUCUUCAUCAACAACAACAUCAUUAGCCAAGUACAACCUAAUACUUUUGUGGAUAAAUCAAAAUUGACUAGAGUUGAUUUGUAUGCUAAUGUCUUGUCGAAAUUGCAAUUGAACUCUUUGCGUGUAGCUCCAGUGGCCGCUGAUAAGCCAGUGCCUGAAUUCUAUUUGGGCGGUAAUCCCUUUGAAUGUGACUGCUCCAUGGAAUGGCUGCAAAGAAUUAACAAUAUGACGACACGCCAACAUCCACGCAUUAUCGAUUUAGCAAAUAUUGAAUGUCUAAUGCCUCACAGCCGUAACGCCCCGAUUAGACAAUUGUCUUCGCUAUCCAGCAGUGAUUUUGUGUGCAAAUACGAUUCCCAUUGUCCGGCUACUUGCCAUUGCUGUGACUUCGAACAAUGCGACUGUGAAAUGGUUUGUCCUGACAAUUGUACCUGUUUCCAUGAUGCUACCUGGUCUACAAACAUUGUCGACUGUGGGAAACAAAAUCGCAUUACUUUGCCGGUACGCAUACCCCAGGAAGUUACCGACCUGUAUAUGGAUGGUAAUAAUCUGCCCGUUAUUGACAAUCAGGUGUUUGUGGGUAAACGUAAUUUAAGAGCCCUCUACCUGAACUCUUCGAAUGUGGUGACCAUACAGAACGGCUCCUUUAGUGAAUUGACCAUGCUGCGCAUCUUACAUUUGGAGAACAAUAAAUUGCAGUCUUUGGAUGGCAGUGAAUUCAAACAAUUGUCCUUGCUCAAGGAAUUGUAUCUGCACAACAAUUUGCUGACUACUAUUAACAACAGUACCUUUGCUCCUUUGGUUUCGCUGAAAGUAUUGCGUUUGGACAACAAUCGUUUAACCUCCAUGCCCAUUGCUCAGUUGGCUAACUUGCAGUAUCGCAACAAUUUACAGGGUUUGACUAUUGGCCGCAAUGCCUGGUCUUGCCGUUGCCAGUUUUUGCAGGCUUUGGCUCAAUUUGUGGCCGAUAAUGCCAUAGUUAUUAGAGAUACCCAAGAUAUCUAUUGUGUGGAUAAUGGUGUUAAACGUGAAUUGGAUUUGUUCACCCAACAUGGUGUAGACUGCAGUGAGCUGAUGGAAAAUUCCGCAAAUAUGGCUUCCCAGGAUAUUUCGGGAGGCUAUGUGCCUUUAUUAGCUGCCGUUUUAGUUUUGAUCUUCCUCAUUGUGGUGCUGAUUAUUGUGUUUGUAUUCAGAGAAUCGGUAAGAAUGUGGUUGUUUGCCCAUUAUGGUGUAAGAGUGUGUGAGCCCCGUUUCGAAGAUGCUGGCAAAUUGUAUGAUGCCAUUAUUUUACAUUCCGAAAAAGACUAUGAGUUUGUGUGCCGCAACAUUGCCACCGAAUUGGAACAUGGCCGUCCUCCUUUCCGUUUGUGUAUACAACAAAGAGAUUUGCCUCCCCAGGCCAGCCAUUUACAAAUUGUUGAAGCUGCCCGUGCCUCACGCAAAAUCAUUUUGGUCUUGACCAGAAAUCUCUUAACCACCGAAUGGAAUCGUUUGGAGUUCCGUAAUGCCUUCCAUGAAGCCUUAAGAGGUUUGGCCCAAAAACUGGUCAUCAUCGAAGAAACCAAUGUUUCGUCGGAGGCUGAAGAUGUAGCCGAGCUGUCACCUUAUUUGAAAUCAGUGCCUUCCAAUCGUUUAUUAACCUGUGAUCGUUACUUCUGGGAGAAAUUGCGUUAUGCCAUACCAAUUGAAUUGUCGCCCAGAGGCAACAACUAUACCUUGGAUCAUCAUGAACGCUUUAAGCAGCCCGUCUCGCCAGGAGUACUCUUCAGACAAGCACCACCUCCACCAGCCUACUAUCAAGAAGACAUGGAAGCCAAUUACUCAUCGGCCACCACUGCCACUCCCUCGCCCAGACCCACCCGUCAUGGCCAGCGUAUUGUCGAUGCCAUACCCAUGCGUCCACCCAGCGAACACAUCUACCAUAGCAUAGAAUCUGAACAUUACUAUGAUCAACAUGAGGCCUUGUCCAUGAUACCCAAUGGCAUGUCAGCACACCAUCAUCAUCCCCAUCACCAGCACUUGGCUCCUCCUCCAGCUAAUGCAGCCGCUUUUCGCCAGUCCAACAACCCUCGUUUGUCGCUUAAUGCUGGCCAGCAACAGCAGUGGCGACCCUCCAUGUUAAUGCAGCAACAACAAACAGCCAGCCAACAAACAGCCACUGCCCCUGUACAUUUACGCAGUGGUAGCAAUUUAAGUCAAUGCAGUACAAGCACACAAUCUACAGCCGCGCUGGCGCAAACACCUCAACCACAAGCUUCCACUUCCGCAGCGGCGCAAUUACAGCAGCAACAACUACAGCAAGCAGCUGCCAAUAAUAAUACAGGUGUGACUACAGCCACAAAUAAUGCAACCACCAUGGCAGACACAUCACUAGCGACAAACUCUGCAGCAACAGCCACAACAACGUCCGCACCAGCAACAGCGAAUAAGAACAAUAAUCAAGCAUUUUUGGUGUAGAGAACGUUUAAAAAGGGUAACAACAAACUAAACAGGGAAGGGGAUCAAACUCUAGCAGCCAUUUAUAAAUUCCAAAAAACAAACACAGCCACAGCAACACAAGAAGCCAUGAUGUGUAUUAUUAAAGCAAGGAGGGCCGUAGCAGCCGCAGCAUUAGCUCUACAAGAGGACAAGCCAGACGGAUGGACAGACACGGCCAACAGCAGAAUCUUAAGCUUUAUUUAGCCAGAUACUUGAAAAUCCCCCUUAGAGCAAAACUAUAUACUAUAUAUAUAUACACUUAAAACAAAAAAUUUAAAAGACUUUCCAUAGGAAUAGUAGUUAAAGAAAAAAAUGUGACGAGAAGAAAACAAAAAAAAAACACUUUCAACAAAUUUAUAGAACAAGCGAGAAGCGCGACACUUUUUUUCAAAUUCAAUGUGAUAUUAAAUAAUUAUUUAAACAUAAAAAAAAACAAAAACAAUUUAAGAAAAAAAUUAUGUAUUAUACUA
This is a messenger RNA of Calliphora vicina (urban bluebottle blowfly), 4973 nucleotides long. It is a transcript of the gene 18w, whose product is annotated as 18 wheeler. Gene Ontology annotation, biological process: signal transduction. The transcript has a single exon. Gene Ontology annotation, molecular function: protein binding. Gene Ontology annotation, cellular component: extracellular matrix. Bases 211 to 4482 code for a protein of 1423 amino acids. The record is from RefSeq and is a predicted model, not a curated record. Lineage: Eukaryota; Metazoa; Arthropoda; Insecta; Diptera; Calliphoridae.